CUUCAUCUGAAAACUUCAAAAUUUAUAGUACAUCACAGUUUAAUUGAUUUUCCAGUGGCUUUUGAUUCCUAAAAUCUGAAUUGCGAUCAAAGGCAUAUUAUUCAGAUGGAGCAUGCCAAUAACAACGGAAACAACUUGGCAAACUAUAAGUCCUCAACGAUUGCUUAGAAAAAGUAGUGCGAGAUUUCGAAAAGUUCCGGAGAAGGUUAGGGGCAAGUAGGACUGGUACCAUGACGCUUGAAGAGCUUAUCGACAUAUUUAUAACCGGUGGAGUGAACUCACCUGGAGAUUUUAACGAGUCCGGAAGCAUGGUGCCUCCACAUCAGGAUCAAUCUGCUGCUCAUGGCCUCAACUUCGACACGGAAGUUUACUUAACCGACAUUCUGCCUGAUGAAAUAACUGUGGACCUGAACCAAAAUGACACUGGAAGUUUUCCAGACUCCUGUCCAGCUGUGAACACAAACUUGUGUGAGGGAGCAGGAGGCAGCGGCAGCAGAGUGACGCGCAUAAGAUACGGUGAUCUCAAGUGUCACGGGGUGGCUGAUCAGAUUAUUGGCAGUUCUAGCGCUGAAACUGUGUUUCACUCGGUCAUGAAGUCUUUCAGAACUCCACGUGCAGGAAGGAAGAACUUGUGGAAGCAGGAACACGUUAAGAAAAAUGGCAAUGGGACCACUAGCAGGAAAUACAUCAAGAAGAAAUAUAAAGAGAUUAUAUGCUCACCAGAUGGAAACGACAACGACAAUGACAAUGACAACGACAACAUUAAAGAACAAUGAGGUGGUGCUAAAGGCUAAAGCACAUGCAUAGAGACAGGUUCCGUAAGGUUACGAGAAGAUCAAUCUACCUCCAGAACCACAGGGAAGGACCAUCUCAGAUCCUGAACAAAUCUCAUUCAUGGACAAUAAUAAAAAAGUGUCAGUGAGGAGAACUGCACUUGUAUAUUAUGACUUGAGAGUCAUUAUUGUACAAAAUACCUAGGAUGCAAUACAUUGGAACAGUAGCCAACUUUGAGUUACACAUGAUACAUAAGUGCUUAGAUCUUAUGAGUA
Messenger RNA from Salvia splendens (bonfire salvia), 1049 nucleotides. RefSeq lists its product as uncharacterized. The coding region runs from base 231 to 776 and encodes 181 amino acids. The record is from RefSeq and is a predicted model, not a curated record. NCBI's taxonomy places the organism in Eukaryota, Viridiplantae, Streptophyta, Magnoliopsida, Lamiales, Lamiaceae. The transcript has 2 exons.